Molecule: messenger RNA, 2663 nt
Organism: Stylophora pistillata
Lineage: Eukaryota; Metazoa; Cnidaria; Anthozoa; Scleractinia; Pocilloporidae
Product: golgin subfamily A member 5
Biological process (GO): retrograde transport, vesicle recycling within Golgi; Golgi organization
Cellular component (GO): Golgi membrane; Golgi cisterna
Source: RefSeq, a predicted model, not a curated record
GGAUGUAAACAUGGCGGCCCAGCUAUAUUAAAAUUCAAUUUCACUUCCCCGCAUUUUGCAACUGAAACCGAUUGGUGUACUCGAUAUCUUACCACGAAGUGUUACGGUUUUUGCGAUUAAAUUGGGGAAGCAUAAGAGAUGCUGAUGCUCUAAUUACGCAGAAGGAAGACAAAUUUUGUACUUACUCCUCAAAGUGAAUCAGUAUGUCAUGGUUUACUGACCUUGCUGGCAAGGCAGAGUUCCUGUUGGAAAAGGUUGAUACUGCUGCAGCUUCCGCACUUACAAAGGACCAGAUUAACCAAGAAGCUGGUGGAUUCAGUAAAAAUGUUAUUCCAACUGAACCCAUAGGAAGCUCUGUUUCAACACAGCGACCAACUCCGGCGCCAGUUGUCAACCAAGGAGUUGAUUUUCCAAAGAAAGCCAGUGAGAGCAGUGUAUUAGGUGGACCUACAAUCCCUAUCAAGGCUCGGCUACCUUCUUCUGGUUCUAAGACACCCCCAAGGGUAACAAGAACAGAAAACAAAAGUGAUGAGAAAUUAUUUGAGUUCCUCAAUAGUAAUAUUCCCACCUCUAAGGAAAGGAAACCUAUAAAACCAAAAGUAAUGACAGUUACAGAAACAUCAUCUGAUGCAGUUGUUAAAGAUAAUGAUACUUCACUGCUGCUUCAACAAGAUGCUGCAGAUGGAAGAAUUAAUGAUGGAGUAAAAGAAACAGAGAAACAGCUUCAAAGAAGUCAGCAACAGUUGGCAGCUUCUGAGGAAGUUUCCAGACAACUGAGAGGAAAGGAGGAUGAUUAUACAGAGGCACUUAGUGCUAAGGAUUCACAGCUGGCUGUGCUUAGGGUCAGGAUACAGGAAUCAGACCAGGAGCUGAAGACCAAACAGCAGCAAAUUGAACAGUACCAGUUAGAGAGGGAGAGGCUACUUCAGGAUCACUCAGCAUCAACUGGUGUUCACAGUCAUGCAUUAGACACUCUGAAGGCCAAACUGGAAGAAACUGAAAGCAAACUUAAAGCUGAACAGGAAUCUCAAAAGAAACUUGAGCAAGAGUCCAUGGAAAGGCAAACGAAGCUAGAAGGGGAACAAGCCGCCAUGGCUGAGUCACUCAAAACGUUGCAAAAGAGAGUCAAUGAAGAGAAGAAUAAGAAUAGUGAGAAUGCUACAGCACUGAAAACAGCAAAAGGAAACUUAGAAACUGCGAGACAAGAACUGAAGGACUAUAAAGAUAAAGCAGCCAGAAUUCUUCAGGCUAAAGACAAGGUGAUAGCAAGUCUCCGUGAUGGAAGUAAAGGUGAAGUCACAAGUGGUGUUACUAGUUCAGAGUUUGAUGAGGUCUGCCAUGAGAGGGACAUGUUUAAAGAUGAAGUCAACCAAGUCAAGUACAAAAUGGAGCAACUGAAGGCUGAUUUACAGGACCUGGAACAGCAGCAACAGUCUGAGGCAGAUCUUGCUCGAGAGAAAAUAGAAGAAUUAGAGAGUGCUCUAGAAGACGAAAAAAGGAAGAAAGACGCCUCUGAACAACAAAUUCAACAGCAUCUCCAAGAUCUACAUGAGGCCCAAGAUGAAAUACGAGCAACUAAAAGCAGCUUUAUGAGCCAGUUACAGGAGAGGGAGAAUGAAAUUCAGAAACUUAGAAACCAGCUUGCAACUAAGGCGCUUACGUCUACGAGUGAGGAGGAACUGGGAAACAGGGUCCGAGCGCUGACGGAAAACCUCAUUCAGAAACAAACACUGAUCGAGGCCUUGAGCACAGAGAAGAAUUCUUUGGUGCUACAAUUAGAGCGGCUGGAGAAACAAUACAGAGAUGUACAGGCGUCUACUUCCAAAGUGAUUGCUGGCUCAUCGGCAACUUAUGACGGUUUUGAUGACAACGACGAGAACACGCUGUCACGUGUGAAAUCAAUAUCUUCCAUUAUGCCCUCGCAACUUAACGACUCCAGAAAAGUUAAACGAGCUGUCAAUGAAAUCGACAAGUUCAGUAUAAGACUUGGUCUUUUUCUCAGAAGGUAUCCCAUCGCACGGCUUUUUGUCAUCAUUUACAUGGUGUUGCUUCAUUUAUGGGUCCUGGUUGUUCUCAUCACCUACCAACCCGAGGUUCACACACCUGGUUCAGCUUAUCUGCCUCAACCUCCUGGUGGCGGCUAGUUCUUGGGCGUCACACAAGUAACGGAAAUUAUUCAUUUCAAAUAAGAAUCCUGAACUAGCAGGGAAUAAUCCGGUUACGGGCUUGUAACGGAAGGAAACCAAAGACCAAAGGUGGAAAAACUUUCUGAGCAAACAACAGUUAUGAGCGCAACAAUAAGAGAUAGAAAGAAACAGAACUGUUGAUUCAGCACAGAAUACAGAUGUUUAAAGACCUAAUGCUUACUCAGGCAGUCAGUCAAACUUGGAAUAAAUUCUGCCUUUCUCUUAGAUUAGUGUACGGUGAAGAGAUAGUGUUGUAUGACUUGUAUUCAAGUAAGAAACGUUCAAGAAACUUCAGUGCAGGGUUGGCUGUGAUUAAAAUUUCGCAGCUGCCAGUUGAAGAUCACGAGCGUGAAUUUCUAUUGAAAUAAAAUUGCGCCGACACGUAGACAGUUUACAUGUAAUAAGUUCUACACACACAUACCGAUCUGAUAAGGAUUCUUUUAACAUAAACAUAAUAAAAAUCUUGUCAAAAAGUAA